AUGGUCCUGCACGUGGUGUUUUUGCUGCUCUGGGUCUGCUGGCUUCACAGUGUGUUUGGUCAAGACUAUGAAGACACUGUAACUCACUUUCCGGAAGUCAAAGAUGGCAAGUGCAUCUUUCCAUUCCAGUACAAAGGUGGGAUAUUCUAUGACUGCAUCAAGUUCAAGGCAAAACACAAGUGGUGCUCCCUAACUAAGGCGUACCAAGGACGUUGGAAGUAUUGCUCUGAAGAAGACUUUGCAAAAUGCGCGUUUCCCUUCUGGUACAGACGCCUUAUCUACCGCGAAUGCACUGAAGACGGGGACGCGUUUGGGAGAAAAUGGUGCUCGCUGACCCAGAAUUAUAACAAGGACAAGGUCUGGAAAUAUUGUGACUGA
This is a messenger RNA of Prionailurus viverrinus (fishing cat), 378 nucleotides long. RefSeq names its product binder of sperm protein homolog 1 (gene BSPH1). The coding region runs from base 1 to 378 and encodes 125 amino acids. Lineage: Eukaryota; Metazoa; Chordata; Mammalia; Carnivora; Felidae. The transcript has 4 exons. Gene Ontology annotation, molecular function: heparin binding. The record is from RefSeq and is a predicted model, not a curated record. Gene Ontology annotation, cellular component: cell surface.